Macadamia integrifolia is the source of this 2851-nucleotide messenger RNA. Its product is annotated as serine/arginine-rich splicing factor 4-like. The transcript is spliced from 2 exons. Bases 426 to 2552 code for a protein of 708 amino acids. The record is from RefSeq and is a predicted model, not a curated record. Lineage: Eukaryota; Viridiplantae; Streptophyta; Magnoliopsida; Proteales; Proteaceae. Gene Ontology annotation, molecular function: zinc ion binding; RNA binding.
UAAAAAAGAAUCAGAAGCUAUCGAUCAGAGGGAAGAAUUGGAAUAAUAGCACGGAGAGGGUGUUUAAUACAUACAGAACAGAUAUAGGAGACAGCUCCACGAGCCUGUUUGUGUGCAAUGGACUGCCCAGUGUGUAGGAGAAGGAUGAUGUCAGAGGCUUAUUGCCGUUAUGACCCCGCCGCCAUGUAAGGUCAUUUUUGAGCUCUGAGAGAAGUUUGCAGGCUGCUGAAGGAAACGAACCUAACCAGGCCAAUUCUGAAUCGAAGAGAUAAACGAGUGAGGAGAACAGACUUCCAGCCAGGAAGGACUGAAGAUGUAUAAUCCUUUUUUUCUUCCAGCCGGUGGGAAAAGAGUAGCUUAUCACUUACCCACUCUGGUUCACAGUUCUUUUAACUGAUAGGAAGUUAUUUAGCUAAUCAUCCAAGAUGUCUCUGUUUCUUGGUAAUCUAUCUUCUCAUGUCCGACGAGAAGAACUUGAACGUGUUUUCCGGAGGUUUGGGCGUAGUAAUGUGCAGCUGAAAGAUGGAUAUGGUUUUGUCAUAUUUGAUGUUCCUUACAAUGCAGAAAAGGCUCUCAGAGCACUUCGAGGAAAGAAUAUUUGUGGGGAGCCAGUAUCUAUUACGUGGGCGAACAAACAACCAAGGCCUUUUCAAAGAUUUGCACGAGGUACCAGGACCUUUGAACCAAACCAAGGGAAAAAUUUCACAAGAGGAGAAAGUUAUGGUAUGCGACAAAAGGGUGUGAACCGACGACCAGACUAUAAAAUGGUUGCCAAGCACCUAGAUAGUACCAGUGGACUGCCAUACAUGGUGGAUCCACUUGAGAAGGAAAUUGUUCAUCACCAGGAGCGUAUGGUAGACCAAGGCAGAGAAAAAGGUCAUGACUCCAAGGCAAGAUUGCUGGACGAAGGUGCUAGUAUUGCACCCAAUCUGGUGGAUAAUGAUAGAUGGGGUGAACCUGCCAGUGUCCCGUUGAAUGAUAAUGGAGUCGAAAAUGGAACAGACUUUGAUCGUUAUGAACCUUACCAUGGGUUUGACAAAAGAGACGAAGAAGAAAACCAACACAUGAAUGGUCCUUAUGGUUCUCCUACUUGUGGGAUAUCUCAAGAGAAACAUUGGAAAGAGCAUAGCAGUGAAGCAACAUUGAAGCAACCUAAUACUCCGAAGCCCCAACAAACCUGCUAUGGUUGUGGGUUGACUGGCCACAUAAUACGUUACUGUCCCCAAGCAGAUACUUCUCAACAGGAGAGGUUUGCCCGCUUUGACCAUAAGAGAGACGAUAGAAUUGGUUUUAGAGGUGGUGGUGAUGUGAAGUCAAAAAGUCUGAGGCCUUCAUCUUACCGAAGGCCGAAGACGAGUAAAGAUCCUAUGAUCGUGAGGCAGCAUAGGACUGACACAGUGGCAUGUGGUUCUGGAAAGUCUAGGAAGUUGGUUAGGAGGAAUGGAAGCUUCCCUGGAAAUAGGGAAACUUCCCGGUCUCAGCCCAGAAGGGAAAGUCGAGGUAGAAAGAGAAGUAGAGCGGAACCUGGAAGUCCGAAGAAACAUCAUGGAAAGAAGUUAAGGAAGUCAACUUCUUCUUGUAAGCAUUCAAAUUCCAUUGCGUCCAGUUCUCGCUCACGUUCGUGGUCCUCAAAGUCUGUUUCUGGGAUGAGUUCCUAUUCUAGAUCAAGUUCACUUUUUAGAUCUCGUUCAGUGUCAUCUAUUUCAACAUCCUCUUCAACAUCAGCCUAUUCGACAUCUGAAAGUUCAAGGUCCAGGUCAAGGUCAAGGUCAAGUUCAAGUUCUCCCUCUUCCUUGUCUUUGUCCAUAUCACCUGGUCGGCCUUUGCCAUCUUCUCCAAGUGAGGCACCAACAAAGGCAACUAGUGCUUCCUUGAAGGAAUUACUGGAGAAUGUUCCCAGUCCCCAAUCCAAGCACCUUUUGGUUGAGCAAAAACAGCUAAUGGAAAGUGAUGCAAGUUCAGAGAAUUUAAAACGAAAAGGUGCAAGUGUGACAGUGAAAGAUGAGAAUACAUUAUUAUACUUGAAAGUAGAGGAUGAGAUGAAAAAGGAUAGUCAUGGGCAGCUGGAUGAUGAUAGAAACCAUACUAUUUCUAGGAUUCAUUAUGAGGUAACAAAUGUAGGCACAAAUUCAUUGGAACAAUGUAUUGCUGGUAAUCCAUCUUCAGAGAAUUUGAAAGACAAGAGGGAACUUCUGAAAUCACAGCCACAAAAACAUUUAGAGUCACCAAGUGGAAAGGCAAAUCAUGAGUUUCCUGUUUAUUCACAGCCUAACAAUUCGACCAGAAUAUCCUCAGAUGAGAUGUACAUGGUCUUGAAACACCAUGGAUUGGCACUGCCAGAAGAAAGUGAAAAGCACUUACCUAUUGAGUCGUUCUUUGGUUCAGCUCGGUUAUGGCCUUGGGAGAUCAUAUAUUACCGCCGACUGAAGAAGGGUCCAAUAACAACUGAGAAUUAUGCUAGGCGUGUUGCUCAAAAUUUAGAAUUUGGCAUUGUGGAUAAGUUUGUCAGAAGCAGUAGUGGAUGGGGAGAAUGUGAUCAUAACAAUUCCUGAUUUGUUUUUUCAUUUUUGUGUGGACUUACUGUCAAGGCGUGCAGAACCCAACAUGUUUUCACAAAUUUUUGUUGUAUCCUUUGUUGAGGCUUACAUCCGAUAUAAACAGGUAAAUCUCAGAAUAUAGUCUGUCUAAUUCUGGUCCUUGUAAUAAAAUUUUGGUUGUGUAUAUUUUUCUCAUUUGUCUUUGGUGGAGAUGGCUUGUUUAUGAUUCAACAUAGUUUUUUGUUGCAUGUCCUCUUAAAUUGUCACUGUGCAAAAGUUAAAUGAUUCAAUGAAUUGCAAACUUUUUUUUCCAA